Messenger RNA from Puccinia triticina, 1173 nucleotides. RefSeq lists its product as uncharacterized. The record is from RefSeq and is a predicted model, not a curated record. Bases 1 to 1173 code for a protein of 390 amino acids. NCBI's taxonomy places the organism in Eukaryota, Fungi, Basidiomycota, Pucciniomycetes, Pucciniales, Pucciniaceae. The transcript is spliced from 7 exons.
AUGUACCUGCUGGCACUCACUACCCAGGACAUCUUGUACAAAGAACUAGCAUCCUCAUCCACCAGCCGUGAAUACCCAAGUGACCCGCAAGCUUCGAUGGAUCGACCGCUGAGCUCAAAUAACGUUCGAGAAGAUGACCCGGAUGAGAUUCAGACUCUGGGCCCCACGACGCCCUCCUCAACCGAACGCGACAUGGACACCCCAGCCGCCGGGCUCCCACUCGCCACCAGAUCUGCUGCCGACCUCGAGGCCCAGCAGACCCCUGCCGCCUCCCUCCCCGACCCCUCCUCAUAUCCUGGCCGCCCCGCUGGACUGCAUCCUCUGGCUAUCCCCCCGCUCUCACUCGGUCAAAAACUAUACAUCAUCCUUCCCCAGAUGAUUGGGGCCGCUAUACUCGAUGGCGCCGCCAAUUUUGGGAUAGGCUGUGCCAUGUACUUGAACGCGAAGAACGUGAGAAUAUGGAUUCUGAAGAAUAACACGGUUGCUGGUGACAUGGCGGUGACGAUAUUCAUCCAAGGCGUGUUGACGUUCUGCAUAGCAUCCGGGAUGGUGCACGUGGAUCUAAGGAAGAACAAGAUCUCAGCCUUCCAGUACCCAUGGCCGGACACAUCGUGGGGGGCCGCGAAGCGGCUGCCCCCAGACGAGGCCCAGACGCGAAUCGGCCGGCUGUGGCGUCAGUUCCAUAACGGCCAGGGAUUCUCGCGUGGCUUGCACUUCUUCUCCGGCUCCGACGUCAACGAUAUCUUCGACUCCAGACUCUCUCGCUCUCAGUUCACUACCCGUCUCUGUUGGUCGAUUUGGAAAGGAAGCGUCUUGUCUCUUAUAUUCUUCUUCCUCAUCUGGCCUAUUUCUAUUGCCAUCGUCACCCACGCACAGGGUCCUCGUGGCCCAGGUCAUGCCGGCCUCGGCUGGCGCUCCGCUGAUGUCCACCGUCGUCGCUCGCUCGACACUGCUCGUCGCACCAGUCGUGGGCGCUACGCCAACCCUUCCGGCGAUCUCAACCGGUCUACCUCCGUCGGCAGUGCCCGCGCCAAGCCUCAAGCUGAUACUUUCGGUCUCUUCGGCCCUUCCGGUCAACUUACUGCACCUCAUGACACCAAUCAUCGCUAUUCGUCUCACAGUAACAUCUCCGGUCGGAUGCGCACUUUGAGCGAACAUUCUGCUCAGCAUUAA